Cladocopium goreaui is the source of this 2462-nucleotide messenger RNA. Lineage: Eukaryota; Dinophyceae; Suessiales; Symbiodiniaceae. The record is from the annotation of a GenBank genome assembly.
AACGAAACAUCGGUCGUGGCUUGGAGAUGACGGCCCCACGUGGCCAUGGCGUCCAGGGCAUGUUGCAGCUAUCGGACGUGGCUGUUCCUUUCAGUGCUGCUGCUGACGCUGGCACGGCUCUUUGGGGUUUGGGAGAGCUUGCUACAAGGUCUGCUGCUGCUCAUAGGAGUCAGACUGGAAGAGGUACCAGAGUUACCAGAGUUACCAGACUUGAAGAGCUUCGCUUCCUUCCACCUUGGAGGUGGAGGUGGAACGUCUGCGCAGAACGGGCUGGCGGCCUUUACCUUCCAAUUCCAGACCUGCGGGGACUGGACAGCACAACGGUUGCAGUUGGUGUUGGGCAUGACAACGGCAGUAGUUUGGGGAGCUCAAGUGAUCAUUCCAGACAGUCAGCCCGCUCAGACAGCAAAUUUCUUGGAUUUCGCUCCCGGUGAUGGCUGGGAUCGCAGGAAUUUGUUCACAUCCCUGUACAGUUUUCAAGACCAGGAGGAACACUUGCGGAAAGUUUUUAAAGACUACUGGUGCAGACCGCAACAACGCUCGAGUCCUGCAGCAGAUCUCUGGUGUUCGCAGGAUGGCCUGCCGAGUAUUCUCAAUCGAUCUACUGCACAGAAACUUCUUAGAGAGACCCUGACCCCACAAACCGUUCGCCAAUGCGAAGAUACGGCUCCACUGGGAGCUGCAAGCAAGGCCUUUGGCGCUCAAACAUGGAGUUAUUGGACCCACUCAGAUGGAUCCAAUGUCAUGAAACCAUUGAACAUCGAAAUGGUGAAAUGCGACUGCACCUUCGCGAACGUUGAGGCGCUGGAGCUGUCGGAUCAGGAUUUGGAAAUCUUUUGGAAGGUGGAUGCGACCCUGAAAUUUGCGGAUCACAUCCUGGAUGCGGUGCAGCAACUGAAAAGCGGCCUCCAAAAGUACAAUGUGACUGCGCGGGAAAACGCUGAACGCCUGGGAUACCAAAGGCCCCACAGCCUCGGCUCUCCGCGUUUUCACGUCCUGCAACUGCUCCGGCACGACCCCUGCGAUGAGGAGGAAGCCAUGCGCAGGGACAACUGCAUGAACAAUACCAUGGAAGUGGGUAAUCUGAUGUUGGCGGAAGGUGUUGACCCCACUCUUCCGGUCUACCUGAUGGGCGCCGAAACGAGCGGCGCCGAUCUCCUCGUGGCGCCUGAGCAUGCGCGAGCCAUGGAGAGCUUGAAGAAGAUCUAUACCUUGGUCAGCAAGGAGAUGAUCUGGGACGCCUCGGCGUUGACCUCGGCGGCCUUGGUGGCGGUGGACUUCGUCCUGGCCUCCGAAGCGGAGUUUUUCGUGGGGAAUUCCAUCCCAGACAUCUCGGGGUACCUCAUCAUGCUGCGAGAUGCAAGGCGUGACGCGUCGAAGACUCUCCACUACAAUGGCGGCAGUGUGCCGCUGGCCGACCGCUUGGGGGUUAGCAAUCAGAGCAGUUUGCAGGACACCACCUUCCGUUUGCCCAUCAAAUGGAUCUUCUCGCUGGGCGUCACCGCGGAGUACGCCCUGGCGCACACGAGCGGGGCGCUGGCGGUUGCGACGGACUUCAACGAGCUGCGCCGGACGCAGAUCGCCCUCCGAAGUGCCUUAGCCUAUGCCCCCAGCAUCUUGCCCAUCUGCAUGACCACUGCAGCGAUCGGCUCCCCCUUGGCCAAGUGGCUGCUGCAGAACGGGGCGCGGGUGAUUUAUCACAGCCCAGCCUGGAGCUCCGAAGCCCUGCAGGGCUGGAAGGACUUCGGCUGCGAGGGCGGCGCCGCGGCCACCGCGGCCAAGACCAACACGGCACUCAGCGAGGUGCUGCGCAUGGACGCAGUGGCCCUGGGAUUGCCGGACGAAUUUCUGCUCUUGACUGGGAACACCAUGAUUUUCACCAAAGAUGUGACAUGGACGGGUCUCCUGGGAGAAAGUAAGCAGUCAAAACUCAGGAUGAAAAAGAACGACUUCGCACAUGGCAAAUUCAACUUCGCCAAGAGUCGGGAGACAGGCGUUCCGCGGUAUUUUGCCAUGUCGUGUGGUGUACGACAGUCGCUCGAACCCACGGAUGCUUCGGUGAUGUUGAUCAAUCGUCGCGUCAUGCGAGACACCUAUCCAAGAUUCGUGCGCUAUGUGUUGUCCAAGUUGAAACAGUCGUGCCAUCCAAAUCUCGCUGAGUUUUAUCGCAAAUUCUACAGGGAGAAGGACAAAGAUUCCUUAGCCAACUUUCUACCGUCAAUCUACAAUUGGCGACCUUUCUGGGCUCCGAACCCUUCGGUGGCCAUCAACAACUUCGAGGGCUUCGACUGUCGAGGCACAGGCGGUGCGCCACGCUUGACGUCCACGCUAGUGGGCAACAUCACCGAGUGCACCAUGAUGGGUUCCUGCGAUAUGCUCUGCGACCUGGUGCACGACCUCACGCGGAGCUGAUACGAAAAAAAUCCACCCGUUGAGUGGGCGUUGAGCCGGUUAUCGUUGGG